UAAUCAAGUCUGUUCGCGUUGAACUAACGCAUUGCGUUUAUCGCUCUCCUACCACGAACAAAAGUUUGAAAUAAGACGCAUGAUAGACGCCCGCCAUGAAAGGCCGCGAUCUUGUAUACCCGCGAUAGACAACGGUAGCCCAUGUCUUUAAACCAACACAGGUGAUUGGAUUUUACCUGGCCACUGAGUUAACGCGGGUAUACCUUGGCAGCGCGGUGUAUUGUCUCUAUCUCUAAGUGGAGAUUCAGUUACUAAUGCAAUGUGUUACCUGGAUCUACCUGUAGUUUACCAGGACUCCCACCUGUGUGUGUAACGGAGAGAGUUUGGGCUGGACUUUGUCUACAGGAAUGUGUCAUCUCUAAAUCAAAAUGAGUGACAUUGAUCAGGAUAUGGAUAACACUUCCCCUCCCUUACAGCCUGAACCUAGCUUUGAAGCCGACUCUUUGAAGCCACCCACUGCUGGACAGGAUGAUAACCCUCCCAGUUCCCGGCCUACCUCACAGGGUAGAAUACCCACCCUGGGGAGACGGGCAACACUCAGCCGCACCCCCGUGUCUAUGCUGGAGCAGCCACAGGAUGAGGAUGAGUCUGUGCUGAUAACGGAAGUGAAAGAUCAAGCCGAGGAAGAAGCUGAACAAGAGAGAGAAAGAGAUCUACUUCCGGUCGCAGAGAUCGAAGAAGAACAGCCGACGGAAGAAGGGGAAGAGGAGGAGGAAGAAGAAGAAGAACUGAAAAUAUCGGACGAUGGAGGAAGCCGAGAAGAGGAAGAAGAGGAAUUUGAAGGAGAUGUUUUUCAACAAGUUACCAUAGAAACAGUUGAUGUGGAACCACGAGAAGAGGACUUUGAUACAGAUCUCGAGGAAGAAUUCCCCGAGGACGAAGGGGACCCCGUGAAGUGUGAGUAUGUGAAAAUCUGUGAACGGCUCGGCAUCGUACCCAUCUCCUACUUUGUGCGGCACAUCAACGACCGCGACAUCGCCAUGAAGUAUCACGGGCUGGGCCCCGAGGAGGCAAAGGCUAUGGCCCUAGUGCUGAAGGACAGCAUCAACCUAGAGAAACUGGACGUGUCUGGGAACUGGAUCGAUGCCGCGGGGGGUUACGCCAUGUCCCGGAUGUUGGAGGAGAACGACUACAUUACUGAGAUGGCCAUGGCUGACAAUAAGCUGGGUAAUGAAGGCGGCAUCCACGUGUCUCGGAUGUUGGGCAUCAACGCUGGGCUUCGACGGAUUGAUCUGGCAGGCAACAUGUUUGAAGACAGAGUGGCCGAACAGUUUGCGGAGGUUUUAGAAAAUAACAAAUAUCUGCGCGAGUUGGAUCUGAGUAGGAACAAGUUCGGCCAGUCCUCAGGCCGUCUUCUUGGACCAGCUAUAGGUGCAAACGACACUUUAGACGUCCUUGACCUUAGCUGGAAUCAUUUACGUCAACAGGGAGCCAUUGCUGUUGCCGCGGGCAUAAAGGAAAACUGUCGUCUGAAAGUAUGUCGUCUGGCCUGGAACGGGUUCGGACCGGAAGGUGGCGCCGCCCUGGCGGAGGCUUUGGGGAAUCAUGAAUCUCUGCUGGAAAUAGACAUGACUGGCAACCGACUCGGUCAGGACACGGCGCUCAAAGUGGCCAAGGCCCUGUCUACUAACGAUGUCCUGAAGAUAUUGAGAAUGGGCAACAACCUCAUAACAUCAGCGGGUGCAAUAGCUAUCGCCAUGGCAAUAAACCAAUCGGAGAGUUCAGAAAUAGAGGAACUGGAUCUGACGGACGUUCCGGUAGAAUACGAAUUUCUGCGCAUCCUUGAAGACAUUCGGAAGAAGAAAUCUACUUUCAAGGUCACCCACGGACCAGUUAUGCGUGCUGGAAAUACAUUAGAGGAUCUGGGGAAGAAAGCUAUUGACCCCUUCAAGAAGAAGGAGCCAGUAAUUAUCCUCAAGGAACACAUCGUCGUGAACGACAUGCGUCUGGUCGACAUCCUCAAGAGAUACGACCCCGACGGACGUCUUAGUGUAUCGCCUGAGGACUUCGUGGCUGCCCUUGAUGAGCUGGCCGUGCCCUACAACCGGGUGCAGCUUGAGGAAGCGGUUCACAAGCUGGCCAAAGACCAGUCGGGCAGGAUAUAUUUUGGUGACUUCAUCCCUGACAAUGAAGACAACAAGAAUAAGGUGACAUUCACCCCCGAGCCGGAGACGUGAGCCACGCCCACAUCUGUCUCCUAAUCUGUGCUACAUAUUACUGUUCAUCAUCAUGUUCAUUACCCUGCUAUCUCGAAUGGUGUUAUAGUCAAAUCCGGUUAUAACGAAGUGGGAUAAAGCAAAAUGUCACACGAACAAUUAUAUUCAACAUCAUUUUUCGGUUAUUCUUAUUUUAAACUUUGCAGUUUUGUUAUAUGUAGGGUUGACGUAUCUGGAAAUACCCUGUAAGGGUGCCCUUGAACUGUAUUACAUAUGUUCUGUAUAAGGGGCUGUGGGAUAGCUGGGUGGCUAAAAUGUUCACUGUUCGAUUUCCCAUGUGGGUACACAUGAACCCACUCUUGGUGUCCCUGCUGUGAUGUGACUGGGAUACUUCUAAAAGCGGCGUAAAUUGCUCACUCAAUUAAAGCGUAACGAAACGUGGGUUGACACUGUAUUUAUUGAAUCUCGGUUGUUACGCAGUCCGAUAUAGCCAAAGGCUGGCCGUGGACGUCAGCUACCAUAUAUUAGUACCAGUGGGGAUUCUGGGUUACAAUAUUCUGAGUAAGCCUGUACCUGUCCUGUGCCGAGUGUUCAGGUUCAGUGAUUUCAUUCCGUGCCAUCGUGCCCUGACGGUGGGUGACGUGCUCAUACUAUCAAUCACUGGUCCAGACUCGAUUAUUUAAAGGGCGGUCGUGAUAAAGUUGGAUUAUUGCUGAAUGAUGCCAUGAAGUUGAACGAUUCACCGUUGUUGUAUAUUUCGGAUAUUUCAAACUGAUAGUGUUCUGGGUGGACUGCUUGGGUGACUGUUAGUGUGUGGUGUUCGUGACAACCGUCCAGUCCAUCGUUUGAAUGACCUAUGCACGUCGACUGUGUUUGUGGUACGCUGCAUCAUUAACUACAUCGUGUUGAGGAAGGUGGUUGAUGAACACAACAGUAUUGUUUUUGGCGUAUAUUCCUCAGAUCGAAUAUGUAUAUUCUCAUAUUGUGUCUUCUAUACAUUAGACACUCGUAUGACAAUUACAUGGAUUUGACCAAAACAUUCAAACGUUAUCAAAACGUUACUAGGCAGAAAACAGACGCCCAAACAAUGCUAAGUUAAGGUCCAAAACACAACUAGGUUACUCGUAUUAUCUACAUUUCUUGUUUGUUAGGGACCGACCAUUUGAUAUUCUGGGGGUGGCCUGGAAUUUUGUAUCGAGAUUGGAUAUUUUUACAGCUUCAAAUCCAGAUAUGUUUUAAUUUAAAACUGAGAGCCUGAUUUUUUAAUAAGAAAAAUACCUUCCAGCAAUGUAAUUUUUGUGGCAGGUAGUGUAUUUUUUUUAACUGUUUGAAGCAUUAUAUAUUUUUUUCAAGGAUCAUCGGGGACAAUAUGUUUUCUUCGAUAAAAUCCAAACCCCGCCCCAGAAUAUAAAAUGGUCAAUCCCACAGUGACUGAAUCAUUUGAACAUGACAUUUGUUGGACUAUUUCAACACAUAACGUACAUACAUUUACGUCACUUAAGGUCGACCUCCAGUGGGAACUCAGUUGGUGAAAGUCACGUCCUAUGUUUAUCGUCAGAGAAAUAAAAAAUUGCAUUGUUA
This is a messenger RNA of Haliotis rufescens (red abalone), 3737 nucleotides long. RefSeq names its product leucine-rich repeat-containing protein 74B-like. NCBI's taxonomy places the organism in Eukaryota, Metazoa, Mollusca, Gastropoda, Lepetellida, Haliotidae. The coding region runs from base 369 to 2177 and encodes 602 amino acids. The transcript is spliced from 13 exons. The record is from RefSeq and is a predicted model, not a curated record. Gene Ontology annotation, molecular function: protein binding; calcium ion binding.